AUGAAGACCACAGCUACCGCGGCCAUGGAGACACUGCUGAAUGUACCACCGCUCGACCUGAUAAUUCAGGCUAGAGCCUUCGCCACGGCGGAUCGGUUGGUGCAAAAUGGCUUGUGGACCUCUAACUUCCGGGCAGGGCAUGGGAAAAUAUGUGGCGUGGUAGAAAGCCCAGUUUUCGGUAUGCCCAGAGACCGGAUGACGCCGGUGAUUGACUUCACGAAGCGAUUCGACGCUACUUUCUUAGGCAGAGCAGACUGGCUUAACGGCUGGCCUACUGGUCUAUCAAGGGAAAGUAAAGUCAGAUUCACUGACGGUUCGAAAACUCCAAAUGGAACAGGAGCUGGAGAGUAUGCCCCCGAAACGGGGCUAGGCAAUUCCUUCCACCUGGGAGAGAUCGCCAGCGUACCUCAGGCGGAGCUUUAUGCGGCACUCAUGGGAGCACAUGAAACUCUGCCUAUAGGGACGCAAGGCGAAGAGGUCCUUAUAUGUCUUGACAAUAUAGGAAUGAUCAAGGCACUCGUAUCGCCCGUAGUCACCUCCAAGCUGGUGAAGGAAUGUAAGGAAUACCUGAACCUUCUUGGUCUGAGCAAUCGGAUCAAUUUGGUCUGGGUACCAGGACAUUCCGGCGUAGAGGGAAAUGAGGAAGCAGAUAAGCUGGCCAAAGAAGGCUCGGCGACUCAGGCAAAUGGGCCAGAACCGUACCUUCCGAUUCCCGAGUCAGAGUGUAAAAGAGCACUGGAAGACUGGGUUAAGCGUAAACACGCAGAACGCUGGGAAGCGUAUAAUGGAGGCGUUCACACGAAAUGCUUCUUCCCUAAGCCUAACAAAAAAUGGGCCAAAGAUUUGCUCAAAAUGGACCGAAAUCGCAUUAGAAGAGUAGUAGGAUCGAUUACGGGACAUUGCGAGCUGAAUCGGCCCAUGAAUAAGUUGAGACUCUCGGACACUCCGAGAUGUUCCUGCGAUCUAGAAGAAGAAACGUGUGCACACUUGAUAUGUGACUGCCCCAAAUUUCUUCAACUGAGACGCAGGAUGCUCGGAGACUACGAGGUGGUUCAUUCGGAAAUUGCUGCAAUAGGACCUGACAUCUUAGACAGGUUUCUAUUGGCAACAGGAAGGCUACCAUGA
This is a messenger RNA of Bradysia coprophila, 1125 nucleotides long. RefSeq lists its product as uncharacterized. The record is from RefSeq and is a predicted model, not a curated record. Lineage: Eukaryota; Metazoa; Arthropoda; Insecta; Diptera; Sciaridae. Gene Ontology annotation, molecular function: nucleic acid binding; RNA-DNA hybrid ribonuclease activity.